Monomorium pharaonis (pharaoh ant) is the source of this 4986-nucleotide messenger RNA. RefSeq lists its product as uncharacterized. Lineage: Eukaryota; Metazoa; Arthropoda; Insecta; Hymenoptera; Formicidae. The transcript has 2 exons. Gene Ontology annotation, biological process: DNA integration. Bases 1 to 4986 code for a protein of 1661 amino acids. The record is from RefSeq and is a predicted model, not a curated record. Gene Ontology annotation, molecular function: nucleic acid binding.
AUGGCUAACGACGAUGUAAACACACUCAAAAGGCGUCGCGCAACAAUAUUAGGAUCAUGUACGAGGAUACGCAAUUUUGUAGAAGCGGCCGAAUCCGUUACACCGUCCGUAGCGGCUCAAUUUGAGGAACGUAAGAUUAAAUUGGAGAACCAUUGGACCGAAUAUGACAUCGUACAAACUAAAUUAGAGAUGCAUGACGAAUCCGAAGCAAAUCACCGCGUCACCUUUGAAGACGCGUUCUAUUCCUUGUCGGCCAAAAUUCGCGAAAUGCUCAAUAUUUCGACACGCGGUACGGCCAUGGUCGCGCCGGCAUCGUUAGAUGCGAACCAAGCGCAGGAAUCCGAUAGAAUAAAAUUGCCGAAGUUAGACAUUCCUAAAUUUUCCGGAAAAUAUGACGAAUGGUUUUCGUUCUACGAUACCUUCAAAUCAACGGUGCAUGAGAACAAAUCUCUCAGUAACGUUCAAAAAUUGCGUUAUCUAAAGAGCGCUCUUCUUGACAGCGCGCUCAAGCUAAUAAAUUCCUUAGAAAUUUCCGACAUAAAUUACGAGGUGGCAUGGAACUUAUUACAAGAGCGUUAUUGUAACCAACGUGUGAUCGUUCAGGAUCACAUAAGCGCGAUCUUAGAUUUAGCAACUAUGAAAAGAGAAAAUGUUAUCGAACUGCGACAAAUCGCAGAUGGCGCAACGACACACAUUCAGGCCCUUCAGGCUCUAAAGCGUCCUACAUCUGAAUGGGAUGAUAUAUUAAUUAUAAUUUUAAGUCGCAAACUUGACGCGCGCACUCUCCGCGAUUGGCGAUUGUCGCUAAAGGGUUCUGAACUGCCCACCUUAAAACAGUUUCUCGGCUUUAUAACACAUCGAUGUCAAACUCUCGAGACGGCUAGCAGACCGGAUGUCAAUUCUCCCAAAAAUGAAAAUACGCAGUCACAAUCCAACACGAAACGUCAGUCUUCGUGUACUGCGACGAUUAAAUCUAAAUGCGGUUUUUGUAACGGAGAGCAUCUCAUAUAUUAUUGUCAAAAUUUUUUAGCAUUGCCCAUCUCCCAAAGAGUUUUAGAAAUUCGUAAGCGCAAACUGUGCACCAAUUGUCUAAGAUCCAUUGAUCAUUCUUCAAAUAAAUGCCCAUCAAGCAAUUGCAGAGUUUGCAAGGCGAAACACAAUACAUUGCUUCAUCUUGCAACUGCCGAAACAAAGGAAAGGGAAAAACGCGAUCGCGCUACCGAAAGCGGCGCCGAAACGAGCCCGACCAGCUCUUCGGCUGCCGUAGUCACGCACUCCACACAUUCUCUUGAUGGCAAAUGCGUUAUGCUCUCUACUGCCGUCGUUUAUGCAUAUGAUAGCAAGGGCUCUCGCAAAUCUUGUCGCGUCUUACUGGACAGCGGUUCUCAAGCCAAUUUCAUAUCAAAAAGGUUCUCAGAUGCACUCGGACUUCCAACAAAUUCAAUCGACAUCUCGAUCUCGGGUGUAAACAAAACAGUCACGAGAUCGUCUAAAUCCACAACAGUAUGUUUACAGUCACGUACCAAUGCCUUCAGCAUUUCGAGCGAUUGUAUAAUCACAGAUCAAGUAACGAAUAAACUUCCCGCCUUUACCAUGAAAAGAAGUGCAUUUGAGAUACCGCAAAAUUUGAGAUUGGCUGAUCCGCAGUUCCACAUCUCAUCAGAAAUCGACAUAUUAAUAGGCGCGGAACACUUCUGGGACUUGCUCUGUGUCGGUCAAAUUAGGGCCUCCCCAACACAUCCGACGUUACAAAAAACGCGAUUCGGGUGGAUCUUAGCCGGACGACUGAGCGGCUCACCGACUUCCGGACAACGCAUACAAUCAUUUCACGCGACCGUGACCAACACGCAAUUACGCGAUCAAUUAUCGCUUUUCUGGCAAGUCGAGGACGUUGCUGAAAAUCCAAAUAAUCAUACGAUUGAGGAGGCUCAGUGUGAACAACACUUUUUGCAAAACUUAUCUCGAACUCCGCAGGGCAGAUUUGUCGUUAAGCUUCCGUGUAAGGAACCAGGUUUUGACAAACUCGGAGAGUCAAGGGACGUUGCCCUGAAAAGGCUGUAUAGCUUAGAAAGGCGUUUUAGACGCGAUCCCGAAUUAAAAAUUCAAUACUCUCAAUUCUUAAAUGAAUAUUUGGCAUUAGGCCACAUGAUGCAAAUUGACGAACAAUCCGAUGAUAAUUCGAAAUCCUUCUACUUACCUCAUCAUUGCGUCUUCAAGCCUACUCUGGGUUCCAACAAAAUUAGAGUGGUCUUCGACGCUUCGAGCAAAAGCUCUACUGGCACCUCUCUGAAUGAAGUACUAAUGGUGGGUCCAACCGUUCAACAGGAUCUACUAUCUAUAUUACUCCGAUUCCGCAUUUUUCGUUAUGUUCUCGCGGCGGAUAUCAUUAAAAUGUAUCGGCAGAUAAAGGUGCACCCCUCGCAAACGCGCUACCAACGCAUUCUUUGGCGGGACGAUCCGAAUUCCGACGUCAAGGUUUACGAACUCGUUACGGUUACAUACGGCACGUCUUCCGCUUCUUAUUUGGACACUCGGUGUCUCAAAUGGCUAGCCGAACGAUACUCAAGCAAAUAUCCGAGUGGCUCUACAUCCGUGGGACGCGAUUUUUAUGUAGAUGAUCUGCUCACGGGAGCCGAUACAAUUGAUCAAGCCAAAACAAUUCGCGAUGAGGUCAUUAAUCUAUUGCGCUUGGGAGGGUUCGAGCUCAGCAAAUGGGCAUCCAAUUGCCCUGACUUGUUGACGGACCUUAGCAAUCAAAAUAACAAUGUUAUUAUAAUCGACAAGGACUCAGAAUCAUCUCUUUUGGGGGUUCAUUGGAAUCAGACUAAAGACACACUCCUUUUUUCUUACAAAAAUAGCGACACUCAUGAUACAGUUUCCAAACGAACAAUUCUAUCUGAGGUGGCUCGAUUGUUCGACCCGCUAGGCCUAUUAGGCCCGCUUCAUGGCUUUUGUGAUGCAAGUCAGCGGGCGUAUGGAGCGUGCGUCUAUGUGCGUACGCAAUUCAAAAAAAAUGAAUAUCGCACCGAAUUGUUGACUUCUAAGUCUCGCGUUGCACCGCUCAAGGCUGUAUCUCUGCCGCGCCUUGAACUCUCGGCAGCAUUGUUGCUAGCGGGACUAAUCAAGAAAAUCGGCGCGUCAUUUGACCUGACCAACUUGCAAACGUUUUUAUGGUCAGACUCUACAAUCGUCCUGAACUGGAUAUCCUCACCGUCGCGACAAUGGUCCGUUUUCGUGGCUAAUCGAGUGGGCGAAAUCCAAGGCAUUACGGACCCAGAACGUUGGCGUCACGUCAAAUCUUCGGACAAUCCUGCCGACAUUUUAUCUCGUGGACUCAAUCCGCGUGAACUAGCAAGUUCAUCAAUAUGGUGGCACGGUCCCACCUUUUUACAACAAAGCGACGAGCUCUGGCCUAACAGUGAAUUCGUUCGCACAACAAAAAACCUCCCGGAACAAAGGCAAUGCCAUGCGGCCAUCGCCGUUUUCGAAAAUAACAUCGUAAAUGAGUUGCUUAAUAGACACUCAACUCUCAACAAAGCAUGUCGCAUUCUAUCAUAUUGCUUAAGGUUCUCUAAGCCUUAUCGCAAAUUUGCAUCGACCAAUUUCAUAUCUCACCAAGAAACUCAAUCAGCUCUGUGCAUCAUGUGCAAGGUAGUACAAGCUCAGACGUUCGCAGAGGAACAUAGGGCGUUAUGCAAGGGCAACGUUAUUAAUUCUUCAAGCAGCAUUUUGUCCCUCUCUCCAUUCAUAGGUAAAGAUGGAUUAAUUCGAGUGGGCGGAAGGCUAGACAAUUCAGAUUUGAAUUUUGACAUCCGCCAUCCGAUUUUACUACCGCGCAAUCACAUAUUAACCAAACGUAUAAUAGAGCAGGAGCAUCUGCGCAAUGCACACGCUGGCACACAAGCCACCAUGGCGGCAGUGAGACAACGGUUCUGGCCAAUCUCGAUGCGAUCAAUUACGCGAAAAAUUAUCAAAAAUUGUGUAACUUGUUUCAAAACAAAUCCUAUUUAUUCGGAGGCCAUAAUGGGUUCACUACCCGCAGGUCGCGUGACCAUUUCAAAACCGUUCUCCCACUGUGGGGUGGACUAUGCCGGUCCCUUUCUGCUACGCGAAUCGAAACGACGCAAUGCCCGUAGUCAUAAGGCCUAUCUGGCCAUUUUCGUGUGCUUCGCGACAAAGGGAGUGCACUUAGAACUCGUUAGCGACCUUACCAGCGAUACCUUUAUUGGCGCACUCAAACGAUUUGUGUCGCGUAAAGGAAAACCGAGUUGUAUGUAUUCCGACAACGGAACCACCUUCGUCGGAGCUCAAAGGCAAUUAAAGGAAUUUUUUGAUUUUCUAAGCAAUGAACAAACUCAAACUAGUGUUCAAUUCUUUUUACGUGACCAGGGAACUUCCUGGAAAUUUAUACCUCCCAACUCUCCGCACUUCGGCGGUUUGUGGGAGGCAGCAGUAAAAUCUGCAAAAUUACAUUUACAUCGAAUAGUCGGAAGAUCGCCUUUGACCUUCGAAGAGUUACAGACAAUAUUUUGUGAAAUAGAGGCGAUUCUGAAUUCGCGUCCGAUUACGCCACUAAGCGCUGAUCCUAACGACUUAGCCUAUUUAACUCCGGGUCAUUUCUUGGUUGGCACCGCCCUGAACAGUUUUCCUUACGAAAAUCUAAUCGAUAUUAAUGAAAACAGAUUAGUGCGUUGGCAGCAAAUCGAGCAAAUGCGGCAACAUUUUUGGCACAGAUGGAGCCGAGAGUACCUACAUACUCUCCAAGAACGUUCAAAAUGGAAAAUUAAUAAGGGCGAGCAGUUAAAGCUCAAUCAAAUGGUACUAUUGCAAGUACAGGGCCUUGCACCACUCCAGUGGCUACUAGGCCGAGUUGAAGAAAUUCAUCCGGGCGCCGACAAUGUUGUCCGUACCGCUACUAUCCGUACAGCAAGGGGUCUAUAUACUAGACCCCUGUCAAAAAUUGCUAUUUUGCCACUAGAUUCAUGA